AUGUGUAUAGACCCAGUCACCAGGUGCUCACCAACUAGUCCCUCCCCCAGACCUGGCUCCAGUAUGGGGCCCCGAUGCUUUGAGGUCUUCAAAGUAAUCCAUAAACUGGUGAACACAGAGGAGGACAUCCUGAUGGUGGCUACAGAUGUUAUCAGGGAGUUUGCAGCUGAUGGUGUCAAGUAUUUAGAGCUCAGAAGCACGCCAAGAGAAGAAAAAGACACAAGAUUAACAAAACAGAGUUAUGUUGAGACUGUCAUCAAAGCCAUCCAGAGGUGUAAAAAUGAAGGGUUGGACAUUGAUGUCAGGUUUCUGGUGGCCAUUGACCGCAGAAAUGGGACGGAGGUUGCCAUGGAGACAGUGAAACUGGCUGAAGAGUUUAUGCUGUCAUCUGGUGGUCUGGUGGUGGGAAUCGACCUUAGUGGAGAUCCAAUGGUGGGCCAUGGAAAAUAUCUGCUUCCAGCCCUGGAGAAGGCCAAACACUGUGGACUGAAGUUGUCCCUGCACCUUUCAGAAGUUCCCUCCCAGCUGGAGGAGUCAGACUUGCUGCUCAAUCUUCCUCCUGACAGGAUCGGUCAUGGAACCUUCUUACAUCCUGAAAUGGGUGGAUCUCAACACCUUGUUGACAAAGUGGUGAAAAACAGGAUACCCCUCGAGAUGUGCCUGACAUCAAACGUUAAAGGACGAACGGUGCCAAGUUACUCCCAACAUCAUUUCAGGUACUGGUACCAGUUGGGACAUCCAAGUGUGAUCUGUACUGAUGAUAAAGGAGUGUUUUGCACAGACUUGUCUCAGGAGUACCAGCUGGCUGCGUCUACGUUUGAGCUCGGCCAUGAGGCAGUAUGGAGGCUGUCCCAGCAGGCCAUAGACUGGGUCUUUGCAGACGAAGCCCUGAAACAGCAGCUGAAACAGAAGUGGAGUGAUCUACGGCCACAGGUGCUCAAUUUACCUGUUCAGAAAGUUUAA
Molecule: messenger RNA, 963 nt
Organism: Nematolebias whitei (Rio pearlfish)
Lineage: Eukaryota; Metazoa; Chordata; Actinopteri; Cyprinodontiformes; Rivulidae
Gene: mapda
Product: adenosine deaminase-like
Exons: 9
Coding region: 1-963 (320 amino acids)
Biological process (GO): adenosine catabolic process; inosine biosynthetic process
Molecular function (GO): adenosine deaminase activity
Source: RefSeq, a predicted model, not a curated record